Molecule: messenger RNA, 1499 nt
Organism: Xylona heveae TC161
Lineage: Eukaryota; Fungi; Ascomycota; Xylonomycetes; Xylonales; Xylonaceae
Exons: 4
Coding region: 109-1335 (408 amino acids)
Biological process (GO): Golgi organization
Cellular component (GO): Golgi apparatus
Molecular function (GO): protein binding
Source: RefSeq, a predicted model, not a curated record
AGCUUCCCCGGUACAAUUGAUUUUACACCUCUCUUACCCGUACAUUCUCCCAAUUUUUUCUUAACUCAGGUAGCUUUCAGACCAAGCCCAGGAGACCAAUUUAUAACAAUGUUCGGUGCUCUCAACCGCUUCAUCUCGCGGCUCGACUCCGAUGCCCCAGCACAAAACACCAGCACACGCCGGGCAUACGGUUUCCAAGUCCUGCGCAACAAGAAGCUUGAGCUCGAGAUAGAGCCUUGGUUCGACUUCAUUGUUGGGAUCAAUGGACGACAGAUUGAUGAUUCUAGUCCGCACCUCUUCGCAACUGAAGUCCGCAAUUGUGCCGGCAACAGCGUCACCCUUGGCAUAUGGAGCGCAAAGGGCCAACGUAUCCGCGAAAUUCACAUUCCCAUUUCACCCGAGGAACCAUCUCUCGGACUGACACUACAAUGGAACAGCCUCUCCACCACCGAAGACAUUUGGCAUAUCCUCGAUGUGAUUCCCAACUCCCCCGCUGAUCACGCAGGAUUGCUUCCAUACGGGGAUUACAUUAUUGGUACUCCCGAGGGCAUAGUCAAGGGCGAAGCCGGUCUCGGUGAACUUGUUGAAGAUCACCUCUCCCGUCCUCUCCGUCUGCAUGUCUACAACCACGAGUACAACGUGACACGCCUGGUAACCAUUACCCCUUCGCGACACUGGGGCGGUGAAGGCGCAUUGGGCUGUGUCCUUGGCUACGGCGCUCUGCACCGACUUCCCGCUCCAUUGACCGAACCUCCCCACGGGCCAGGGGAGACGUUAUUCGAAACUGCGCAAUUUGAUACCGCCAAGAGUAACGAUUAUACAUCGUUUAAUCCAUCCUCUACAAUUGGCGGAGCGCAGCUCCCCUCCCAGCUACAGCCUGGUGGAACUUCGCAUCUCCCCGGCUCUGGCGCGACUGUGUCACAAAACGAGUUUAUAACCCCCGCCGAUAUGUCCUUUGGACCAGGGCCGAGUAUUGUUUCCCAGAGCGAAGCUUCACCAACCACAACCACAACAUCAACGCCUCCACCACCUCGCGCGGGAGCAGCACCGCCAGCUGGAACGGCUCCAUCAACUACUGGCCGAAAAGCACGCGCCCAUCACCACCAUCAUCAUUAUAACGUCCAAUCGCCAAGUUCGGCCAUGGACGAUUAUUUCCGCGAAGGAGAAGCAAAAAGCAAAGAACUUGACUAUGUCCCGUCCCCGAGACCAGGAAGUACUGGCCCUUCGGCUGUUCCGCCGCCGCCAAAAGCUGGCACUAAGAUUCCUCCACCUCCAAAGGGAGCACCAAAAGCGGAGGAUGCGACCGAUGAGAAGGCGGAUGGGGAGGGACAGUAAUCUGUAGUGACAAAUAAGCAUCUGAAGAAAGUAGCAUGGAUUUUGACAGCGUCGUCGAGGCUAGUCCGCAAGUCUCACACAAGGUAGCAUGAUUUACAGUAGUCAUUAUUCUUAUUUCCCAACACAGUAAUACUAGAUGAUGAGUGUGGAAGGGAAAGUAGGUU